Messenger RNA from Torulaspora delbrueckii, 1572 nucleotides. It is a transcript of the gene GCD11, whose product is annotated as translation initiation factor eIF2 subunit gamma. The record is from RefSeq and is a predicted model, not a curated record. Gene Ontology annotation, molecular function: GTPase activity; GTP binding; tRNA binding. Gene Ontology annotation, cellular component: cytosol; eukaryotic translation initiation factor 2 complex. Gene Ontology annotation, biological process: formation of translation preinitiation complex; positive regulation of translational fidelity. NCBI's taxonomy places the organism in Eukaryota, Fungi, Ascomycota, Saccharomycetes, Saccharomycetales, Saccharomycetaceae. Bases 1 to 1572 code for a protein of 523 amino acids. The transcript has a single exon.
AUGAGUGACUUGCAGGAUCGUGAGCCAAGUAUUAUCAUUAAUGGGAACCUGGAACCCGAGCAGGAAGAGAUUUAUGAAGAAGAUCAAGUUAUGGAAGAGCAAUUGGGUCAACUAGAGGAUGAAAAGCCAAAGAAAAAAGUCACCUUCGGUGGAUUAGAUGAGGCUGAUGAUGAAGAGACAAGAAAAAGAGAAUUUGAAGAGGGCGGUGGGUUGCCAGAACAACCAGAAAACCCAGAUUUCACGCAGUUGAACCCAUGUUCACCAGAGAUUAUCAAUAGACAAGCCACUAUAAAUAUUGGUACAAUUGGUCAUGUUGCACACGGUAAAUCUACUGUUGUAAGAGCCAUUUCUGGUGUGCAAACUGUCCGUUUCAAGGAUGAGUUGGAACGUAACAUUACCAUCAAGUUGGGUUAUGCCAAUGCUAAGAUUUACAAAUGUCAAGAACCCUCGUGUCCUGAACCAGACUGUUAUAGAUCUUUCAAAUCUGAUAAGGAGAUUAACCCUAAGUGUCAGAGACCUGGUUGUCCCGGUCGUUAUAAAUUAGUGCGUCAUGUGUCAUUUGUGGAUUGUCCCGGUCACGAUAUUCUAAUGAGUACCAUGUUGUCAGGUGCAGCAGUUAUGGAUGCGGCUUUACUACUGAUUGCAGGUAAUGAAUCCUGUCCGCAACCACAAACCUCUGAACAUUUGGCAGCUAUCGAGAUUAUGAAGUUGAAAAAUGUUAUCAUUCUACAAAACAAAGUCGAUUUGAUGCGUGAAGAGAGUGCAUUGGAACAUGAGAAAUCGAUCUUGAAGUUCAUUAGAGGUACAAUUGCCGAUGGUGCUCCAAUUGUUCCAAUUUCUGCUCAACUGAAAUAUAACAUUGAUGCCGUUAACGAAUUUAUUGUCAAGACCAUUCCAGUGCCACCAAGGGACUUUAUGAUCUCUCCCCGUCUGAUCGUCAUUCGUUCCUUCGAUGUGAACAAACCAGGUGCUGAGAUUGAAGAUUUGAAGGGUGGUGUUGCUGGUGGUUCUAUUCUAAACGGUGUUUUCAAACUAGGUGACGAAAUUGAAAUUAGACCAGGUAUUGUGACUAAGGAUGAACGAGGUAAGAUUCAAUGUAAGCCAAUUUUUUCCAACAUUGUAUCUCUAUUUGCUGAACAAAACGAUUUGAAGUUCGCCGUUCCUGGUGGUCUUAUCGGUGUUGGUACUAAGGUUGACCCAACGCUAUGUAGAGCCGAUCGUUUGGUCGGUCAAGUAGUUGGUGCAAAGGGUCAUCUACCAAAUAUCUACACAGACAUUGAAAUAAACUAUUUCUUGCUGCGUCGUCUGCUAGGUGUCAAGACUGACGGCCAAAAGCAAGCCAAGGUCAGAAAGUUGGAGCCAAAUGAAGUUCUUAUGGUAAAUAUUGGUUCCACAGCCACCGGUGCUCGUGUGGUUGCUGUCAAGGCUGAUAUGGCAAGAUUGCAACUAACAUCCCCUGCAUGUACAGAAGUUAACGAAAAGAUCGCAUUGUCAAGACGUAUCGAAAAGCACUGGCGUUUAAUUGGUUGGGCUACUAUCAAGAGAGGUACCACAUUAGAACCAAUCUUUUAA